AUGCUCACUGAAACCUCAAAUUUUAUUAUCCCGCAAAACAUCACUCAGGAUACUCUGCAGGCUACCCGUCAACAAAGCAUCGUUCAGGAUAUGCUUGAAGACACUACGCAGCAUUCUUGUCCAGAAAUGUCAGCUAUUGCAGAUUGGAUAAAAAAUCUAGAACUGGCUCAGCACAACGACCCUCAGGAGAAUCGUGGUCAGCCUCCCACACAAGCUGCCCUUUCACAGAACAACCCUCAGCAUCAAAAGAUUGGUUGGCUUUCGCGCAUAAAACCAGCGCGCCGGCACCUUCCAACCGGAGAACCAAUCAACCUGACCGCCAACUACUUCACACCAACAGUCAAGAUUCAUGAACUCCAUCAGGGCGAGCAAUUUCCCCCUCCGCUGCCGGGCAGGCUGUUUACUGUCGAAGGACCAUCCCACCGAAGCAUCAGAAUUCAAAGAUACAUCGAUUCUGUGGUGGCUGGACAUGUCAAUAAUUUCAAAACCACAGACACAGACACAGUCUUUCUUCUAGAUUGCUACUACUCCCAUGUAGCAACGCAUAACUGCAACCACACGCAUCGCACUCUCGAAAUUCUCUCCGCAAGCGACGAUGCCACUCCAGUGGCCUUUGCACCACCACAAAACACCCUGACUGCAAAGUUUUGGGGCGAGAUUGCCCGAAGGAAGCAAGACGGUUAUAAAUAUGUGGUACUGUCGGACGUAAUGGCGAGCAUUCGAGAGAAUAGCCCGGUUGUCAACCCAACGCAUCAUGUCAAGUUGGGAGUAUCUGGAGCAACAACAACAGUUUGGUACGAGGCAUAA
This is a messenger RNA of Penicillium cosmopolitanum, 807 nucleotides long. RefSeq lists its product as uncharacterized. The transcript has a single exon. Bases 1 to 807 code for a protein of 268 amino acids. Lineage: Eukaryota; Fungi; Ascomycota; Eurotiomycetes; Eurotiales; Aspergillaceae. The record is from RefSeq and is a predicted model, not a curated record.